This is a messenger RNA of Hermetia illucens (black soldier fly), 2444 nucleotides long. RefSeq names its product cysteine--tRNA ligase, cytoplasmic (gene CysRS). Bases 126 to 2336 code for a protein of 736 amino acids. The transcript is spliced from 6 exons. Gene Ontology annotation, molecular function: ATP binding; cysteine-tRNA ligase activity. NCBI's taxonomy places the organism in Eukaryota, Metazoa, Arthropoda, Insecta, Diptera, Stratiomyidae. Gene Ontology annotation, cellular component: cytoplasm. Gene Ontology annotation, biological process: cysteinyl-tRNA aminoacylation. The record is from RefSeq and is a predicted model, not a curated record.
GAACCCAAAGCGGCGAUAAGCAGCAGAAGAGCUAUAAAGAAGGUGAAUCAUAAGAUAAUUAGACAGUUGUCUGGGAAAUUUGUAAACGAUUGACGGCUUAUCAGUUCUUUUGCGUUCGCGAAGAGAUGUCGAAACGUACACAACCCACGUGGCACAAACCUGAGAAGGUGGAGCGCCCAACAUUGAAGCUUUACAAUAGUUUAACGCGACAAAAAGAGGAAUUCGUGCCCAUCGACAGCAACAAUGUCCGGUGGUAUAGUUGCGGGCCAACUGUGUACGAUGCCUCCCACAUGGGGCACGCCAGAUCCUACAUUUCCUUCGACAUCCUGCGACGUGUUCUAAGUGAUUAUUUCGGUUACAACGUUCAGUAUGUAAUGAACAUCACCGACAUCGACGAUAAGAUCAUCAAACGGGCCCGACAGAAUUAUCUUUACGACGAAUACGUGAAAAGUGUGAAGUCGCUGGAGCAACUUUUGUCUGAUCAAAAGGAAGUGUUCGGUGCUUUCAAUGCAACUAUUACGAAAAACACGGACCCGGAUAAGAAGGUGAUGCUGGAUCGAAUGCUGGAGAGGAUGACGAAAGCGGUCGAUGGCCUUACGAAAGCUGUGGAGUCGAAGCAGCCAGCGGAGAUCGAGAAAGCUCAGAACAACUAUUUGAGUGAAGCGAAAGAUGCAAUUUCGGACUGGCUGGACAGAAAGCGAGGAGCGACCGUGAAUGAGAAUUCGAUAUUCGAGUCACUGCCACGAUAUUGGGAGGAUGAGUUCCACAAGGAUAUGAGCGCGCUGAACAUUCUACCUCCAGACGUUCUAACACGAGUAAGCGAAUACGUCCCUCAAAUCGUUAAAUUUAUCGAAAAAAUCAUAUCAAAUGGUUUAGCCUACGAAGCGAACGGGUCAGUAUAUUUCGACGUAAAUGGUUUCGAUAAUCGUGAAAUGCAUCAAUACGCCAAGUUGGUUCCGGAAGCAUAUGGUGACAUGAAAUCCCUGCACGAAGGCGAAGGUGACCUGUCCGUUGCUGAAGAUCGCCUCUCAGAGAAAAAAUCAGCCAACGACUUUGCCCUUUGGAAAGCAAGUAAAGCGGGUGAACCUUGGUGGGAUAGUCCUUGGGGACGUGGUCGUCCAGGAUGGCAUAUCGAAUGUUCCGCCAUGGCUUCAGAUAUAUGCGGCACAAACUUGGAUAUUCACACGGGUGGUGUCGAUUUAAAGUUUCCGCAUCACGACAACGAGUUGGCUCAGUCCGAGGCGUACUUUAAUAGUGCAGAUUGGGUGAAAUACUUCCUUCAUACGGGGCACUUAACAAUCGCCGGAUGUAAGAUGUCGAAGUCGUUGAAGAAUUUCAUAACGAUACAACAAGCUCUGAAGAAGCAUACGGCGACACAGUUAAGGCUGGCGUUCUUGCUGCAUUCGUGGAAGGAUACGUUGGAUUAUUCGGACAACACGAUGGAAAUGGCUGUGCAGUAUGAAAAGUUUUUGAAUGAAUUUUUCUUAAACGUUAAAGACUUAACUAGACAAGUAACGAGUGAGAAACCGAGUAAGCAAUUCGAUGCAUGGAAUAAGGCUGAACAUGAGCUGCAGAUUAAGUUUAAUACUACAAAGGAUGAUGUGCAUACAGCUCUCUGUGAUAAUAUUGAUACUCGAUCCGCCUUGGACUCCCUACGCGACCUGGUGUCAGCCAGUAACAUCUACAUCCGCGACAAUAGAUCUUCAUAUAAUAGUCUACUUCUACGUAAAGUCGCUACAUACAUAACUGACAUGCUCCAUAUUUUCGGCGCAAUUAGCGGUCCUCGAGGUGGAAUUGGUUUCCCAGUUGGUGGAUCAGCAUCAGGUGGUGCUAAUCUAGAAGAAACGGUUUUGCCUUACGUAACUGCCUUAGCUGAGUUCCGCAAUCAAGUCCGGGAGCAGGCGAAGGUCUUGAAAGCAUUUGAUAUUCUCAAAUUAUGCGAUGAAUUACGAGAUGAUAUUCUUCCAAAUCUGGGCGUUCGGUUGGAGGAUAAGGAAGGUGGUGCUUCAGCUGUGAAGUUAGUUGAUCGUGAAACAUUGCUUAAGGAAAGAGAAGCGGCUAAGGCACUACAAGCAGAAAAAGCCGCGGAGAAGGAACGGAAGAAAGCUGAAGCUGCUGCCGCGCAAGCAGCGAAAGAGGCACAGAAGCGAAUCGAUCCGAAAGUGAUGUUCUUGAGUGAGACCGAUAAGUAUUCGAAAUUUGAUGAAAAUGGGCUUCCUACUCACGAUGUCGAGGGCAAAGAAAUUAGUAAAGGUCAAUUGAAGAAAUUGCAGAAGUUGCAGCAGGCACAGGAAGUGAAAUACAAACAAUACUUGGCGUCUGUUAAUGGCGCGUAACAGUGAUUCAAUUUGUAUUAUUUCAUAUUAUAUUUUUUAAAGUUACGAAAAAAACAAACAUUUUGUAUUUAUAAAAAAAAAGAAAAAUAAAAAGAGUGCCAGGCGAAA